Hyaena hyaena (striped hyena) is the source of this 2367-nucleotide messenger RNA. Its product is annotated as transcription factor SPT20 homolog. The record is from RefSeq and is a predicted model, not a curated record. Gene Ontology annotation, biological process: regulation of transcription by RNA polymerase II. The transcript has 2 exons. Gene Ontology annotation, molecular function: transcription coregulator activity. Gene Ontology annotation, cellular component: SAGA complex. Lineage: Eukaryota; Metazoa; Chordata; Mammalia; Carnivora; Hyaenidae.
AUGCAGCGGUCUUUAGAACAAGCUUUGGAGCGUGCGGAGUAUGUCAUUGCGAGUGCCCAGCAGAGGCCUCCUAAAAGGAAAGGCUCGUCAAGCGGGGAAGGGUCUCUGUAUGAGAAACUGUAUGACCUCUAUGUGGAAGAAUGCGGGAAGGAGCCCGAGGCCGCGGAGGAACUAAGAAGCAACGUGAACUUGUUGGAGAAGCUCGUCAGGAGAGAGUCGUUGCCGCGCUUAGUGGUCAACCUGUACCCGGGAAAGGAGGGAUAUUCGCUGAUGCUGGAGGGCUUAAUGGGUUCCUAUUCGGAGACCAUUCGACUGCCUUAUUAAUAAUUGGAGUUGCUUCAAUACUUGGACGCUGAAGAACUGCCUCCCGCCCUGGUGGACCUCCUGGAAAAAUGUCAGGUUAACUUUUUUCACUCUGGGUGUGUCGUAGCCCAAGUACGGGACUACCGGCAGUGCAGUCGGGAACCUCCAGGCUACGAGAGCCGGCAUGUCCUCCUGCGGCCAACGAUGCAGACGUUAGUCUGCGACGUGCAGUCCAUGGCCAGCGAUCACCCGACCUGGACCCAGGAAGACAGACUUUUGCUCGAGAGCCAGCUGAUCUUAGCCACUGCCGAACCGCUGUGUCUUGAUCCUUCUGUAUCAGUAGCCUGCACUGCAAACAGGCUGCUCUAUAACAAGCAAAAGAUGAACACUCGCCCGAUGAAAAGGAGCUUCCAGAGGUAUUCUGCACCCUCCCUGCACCUGCAGGAGGAGCUGUCUCAUUGUCCACCUCCUCCUGAGCUGAGAGUAUUGACUUACAAGAAAAGCAAAGAAAGUAAAACAAGUAAGAACUGUGACUUUGUAAGUUCUAAAGUCGGGAAUUAUGUAGAUACAUGGAAACAGAGACCCUGUGACUUGGCCAUACCUUCUGAAGUGGACGUGCAGAAAUACGCUAAAGAGGAGAAAUCUGUCGAAUAUGAUGACUCACAACCAACAGUCUGGCCAAUCUACAAGGCAAAUGAUAAUUCUGAAUUUGGAUAUGAAAGUGGCAAUGAGUCUCCGACAACAAAGCCGGCCUUCAUGCAGUCACUUAAUGAUCCACUUAUCUCUGGUAAAAGAAGGGUACGAAAAAAAAUCAGACAUAAAAGACAGGAGACUCCUCCACACUCCUCCACAUGUGACCAUUCAAACAGUGUUCUUCCUGGGUCAAAGACGGAUGCUGGGGGGGAAGUCAUUCAGUCAGAGGUCUUGGUCCAGGAGAAGGCCAAACAUCUGGUCACCAUGUCACACAGCUCCAGUGGCUCAGCCAGCCUUAGCCAGCUGCCUCCAGGGAAAGAAACAGAACUGCCUGAGAUGGUGUCUGUUCAAUCUUCAAUCCUGGGGAAGGGAAUCAGCCAUCCAUCUCCAUCCAUCAAACCUCUCUCAAGCUCAGGAGAGAGUAGGUCAGGUAACAGAUUUACUCCAUGGCAGGGAAGCAGCUCUCUUAACUCUCCAUUUCCUUCUGCAGCUACUAAGCCACCAAGUCUUUCCCAGAAAUUCGCUGUGGAAGUGAAUCAAAUUAGCACAUUUCCUGUGGCUACUGUGUCCACCACAAGCUCACUACAAAGCCCCCUGGCCACCGAGGUCACAGCCAGUUCUGCUGGCCCCAACAUCAUCAAAGUGGUGGGCCCUGUUUGUGGAGCCCAGGCUUUAGUGACAGGCUCCAGCCCUGGGCAGGGCUCUACUGCUGGGGCCACAGCUCCUACAGGAAUCAAUCCCAGCAAUCUGCCCUUGGGAUCCUGGCCACAAAAUGCAGUCCCUGCUGUACUGCAGGUUCCUUCUCAAGUACAUGUUCAGUUUUUGUUAAAUGAUGUGCCAAGUAUCAGGCCAGUAACUGUGCUCCAGCUUCCACAAGGUUCAGUCGUUUUCAACACCCAGCAACAGCCUCAGCAGCAGUGGCUCUACCAAUUGAUUCCACAACAACUUCAACAACCCACAGCUUCCAGUCAACAGCCCGCAGCUUCUCAUCCUCAGCAGCCAGUAUCACAGGGUUCAAGUGCACAAGGGCCAACCAGUCAGAGAACAGCCUUAUCCGCUCCACAAGCUGGUAUCCUUAACCUCACUGGAGCAGGAAGUUUGCUGCAGCCCCAGGCAGCUGUGCUGUCUCCACUUGGCUGUGUGGACAGCCAGAGACAACCCGGGCAGAGCGGCCCUCAGCACACAGUGCAGCUGCCCCCUGCCUCACAGCUUCAGCCACAGCAGCAGGAACAGUUGAGAAUCCUGCAGCACUCAGUGGCUGUGACAACAGGAGCCACCCAGACAGCUCAGCCACAUCCAUCUAAUGAGCAUGCAGCAAACCAAUCAAAAGGUAAAAUGAACAAAGGCACACCAACCACUCCAAAAUCCUAG